GUCAUUUUACUAUGAACAAAUUAUAGUACAUAAUACAGUUAUAGCAACUAAAACGCUAUACUGGCUGAAUAAUUUUAAUAUUUUUCCAUCGAAACGAGAUACCUACAAAACAAAAUUACAUGAACGCCUAAUACACUCAGCUGAUAAUUUAAGUUUCCACAAAAUUUUAAGAGACUUCGAGUCACCGAUAAAUGCAUCGAGCGGUUGACAAUGUUGAAAAUUCAACAAAGUGUAACCAAGAUGGCGAUGUCCCUGAACCGAAACUGUUUGUAUCCGACAAAGGUUCAGCUACGCUACAGUUCUUUUAAAAAACCACCGACGGUUUUUUGUCCGAGGAAGCCCAGUCUGUACAAUCCCAAAUCCUUGCGUCAGUCUGUGCGGAAUCUGCCCAUGUUCAAGUCUAGAGCUACCCCCAAGUUUGGCAUGGAACAGCAGUGCGGUACGGUAGUCGAGAAAACUAAAAAACCUAAACCACCCUGUAGUGGGGCACCCAUUUACGAGAUAAUCAACAACGCGUUGGACUCGUGGGUAAAUAAAGCGAACGCAUUAUUCAUGGAAACUAUAGGCGGCUACGCUGGCCUGGCCACUCCGACGUACAAUGUCGCUUAUGAUUUUUCUCACCGAGUCAUAGAAGGCGGACCGAUUAAUUAUUUCCAAAUCACACAUGCGUGUGCAAAGAAAUAUCGCUUGAAAUCUUUGGACUUUAAACACGACAGAGUAAAGAAGUCACAGUGUCCUUUGAGUGAUGUAGAUGCGAAAGUUCAGAGUCGGCCGAGUGAUAAAACGACUCCGCCAGAACAACCAAAGCCCAAAAGAUAUAAGACGGGCGUUGAAUCUCCGUCGUCAGAGGAAUCCGAAAGAAAAAUGACACUGAGGAGGAAGUCUAACAAGAACGCUAAGAAUAAACGGAAAAAAGUUAACAAGAAGGACAGUAAAGAGAUUGACCGAGAGGAUAACCACGAAAAAAGUCACAAACGGGAUGCCGAGCAGCAGACGUCGGAAACACCUUCCAAUUCGAAGCUGGUUGAUUGUAGCAAAGAUAUACUAAAAAGUCACAAACAGGAUGCCAAGCAGCAGACGUCGGAAACACCUACCAAUUCGAAGGUGGUUGAUUGUAGCAAAGAUAAAUUAAAAAGUCACAAACGGGAUGCCGAGCAGCAGACAUCGGAAACACCUUCCAACUAUUCGAAGCUGGUUGAUUAUAGCAAAGAUAUACUAAAAAGUCACAAACAGGAUGCCAAGCAGCAGACGUCGAAAACACCUACCAAUUCGAAGGUGGUUGAUUGUAGCAAAGUUAUACUAAAAAGUCACAAACGGGAUGCCGAGCAGCAGACGUUGGAAACAUCUUUCAAUUCGAAGCUGGAACCACAGCUCAAUACACAGAAUAGCACAAAAUAUGUAAUCAAGCCAAAAAACAAAAAGACGCCCAAAACCUCAUGA
Molecule: messenger RNA, 1440 nt
Organism: Adelges cooleyi (spruce gall adelgid)
Lineage: Eukaryota; Metazoa; Arthropoda; Insecta; Hemiptera; Adelgidae
Exons: 3
Coding region: 211-1440 (409 amino acids)
Source: RefSeq, a predicted model, not a curated record